Molecule: messenger RNA, 846 nt
Organism: Rangifer tarandus platyrhynchus (Svalbard reindeer)
Lineage: Eukaryota; Metazoa; Chordata; Mammalia; Artiodactyla; Cervidae
Source: the annotation of a GenBank genome assembly
AUGGUAAUCACGGGUGGAAAUGAUGAAGACAGAGGAGGCCAGGAAAAGGAGAGUAAAGAAGAGAGUGUCUUGGCGAUGCUGGGGAUUAUUGGGACCAUUCUGAACCUGAUCGUCAUCAUAUUUGUAUACAUCUACACCACUCUCAAUCACUGUGGCUUCCCAACUACCUGCCCUGGGUCAUACCACACGAUUUUGCAAAGGCAUGUCACAGGGGGCUUCCCCGGUGGCUCAGAGGGUCAAGAAUCCUCCUGCAAAGCAGGAGAUGAGCGUUCAAUCCCUGGGUCAGGAAGAUCCCCUGAAAAAGGGAGUAGCCACCCACUCUACAGGCCCCUGCGCCCACUACUCCGCACCCCUCCCCGCAGGGAAGCGAGUAGGAGCGCUCCAGGGGUUCCGCCGAGCCCCGCCCUCGGGGGCGGGGCUGGGAGCGGUCACGGGGAGGGGCGUCCAGUUCCCCCGCCCAGUCCGAGCCCCGCCCCGCCUCCAGGCUCCAGGCCCCCCACCCGCCCUCCGCCAGCAGAGAGCGCAGAGCCGGAGCAGGGCCCCGCGCGGGCUCGCGACAGCGAGGACUCGAGCGCGGGCGGUAGCCGCGACACCAUGGAUCUGUCUUUUAUGGCCGCCCAGCUCCCCAUGAUGGGAGGCGCCUUCAUGGACUCGCCCAACGAGGACUUCAGCACCGAGUACUCCCUCUUUAACUCCUCGCCCAACGUGCACGUGGCCUCCAACGGCCAAGGUCAGCCGGAGGAGCCGCCCAGGUCCUCCAACGACGCGGUCCUGCUCUGGAUCGCCAUCAUAGCGACACUGGGGAACAUCGUGGUGGUGGGAGUGGUGUAUGCCUUCACCUUCUGA